Molecule: messenger RNA, 3790 nt
Organism: Fundulus heteroclitus (mummichog)
Lineage: Eukaryota; Metazoa; Chordata; Actinopteri; Cyprinodontiformes; Fundulidae
Gene: zfyve1
Product: zinc finger, FYVE domain containing 1
Exons: 13
Coding region: 274-2604 (776 amino acids)
Molecular function (GO): zinc ion binding; GTP binding; GTPase activity
Source: RefSeq, a predicted model, not a curated record
CUCCAUUACCCGUCAUGCACUGCACUACAUGACCCUUGGGCGAAAACAAGCCGAUCAGCUGCAACGUCUAAAAGCAGGGGGGCUGCUGCCGCUGCUGGAACAACAUAGCUUAGCUCUGCCGACAGCAGCUAUAUGUGGCAGUUCGGCAGGAUGGUCCCAGACGGCGGACGGGCGCAGCGUUAGCCCGGGUCCAGCCCGCGUCCUUAACCCGACAACCGUCCAUCCGGUCGGUGAGAACUGUUAGGGGUCCCAAUCUGACCUUCCAGGUUUACCAUGAGCGGCCAAGGUCCGGCGGUGGACAAAGGGAUGAACACGGUCCUGGUCUGCCAGGAGAGCUACGCCUGCGGCGGGUCGGACGAGGCCGCGUUCGAAUGCGACGAAUGCGGCAGCCUGCAGUGCGCCCGCUGCGAGCUGGAGCUCCACUGCCAGGAGCGCAUGCGGAAUCACGACCGGGUGCGGAUCGCGGCGGGUCACGUCCCCUUCUGCGACGCCUGCAAGGGGGACAGCGGCGGCGCCGUCAGGCUCAGGGCGGCGGUGCGCUGCCAGGGCUGUAAGAUCAACCUGUGCUUGGACUGCCAGAAGCGCACCCACGGCGGGGUAAACAAGAGGAAGCACCCGCUGACGCCGUACCCCCCCGCCAGGGCUCCUCCGGCGGGCGGCGCGGCCGACGGGGAGGCGGAGAUGGAGGUCCUCAAGUCGAAGCUGGAGAAGGUGUGCAGCUUCCUAUUGGUGGACGAGAGGGAGGAGAUGCAGGUGAGGGAUGAGGAGGAGUUUGUCGGCAGACUGGGCUGCACCCCAGAUGAGCUCCUCAAGGUGGUCUCCAUCUUUGGCAACACGGGGGAGGGCAAAUCGUACACCCUGAACCACACCUUCUUUCUCGGAAGGGAGGUGUUUAAGACCUCUGCCACACAGGAGUCUUGCACCGUGGGCGUUUGGGCAGCUUUGGACCCCAUCCACAGGGUCGUGGUCAUCGACACAGAGGGUUUGCUUGGGGCUGGAGCUAAUCAGGGACAGCGAACACGGCUUCUCCUCAAGGUCCUGGCCAUCUCUGACGUGGUGAUCUACCGGACGCACGCGGACCGUCUCCACGACGACCUCUUCAAGUUCCUGGGCGACGCCUCCGACGCCUACCUGAAACACUUCUCCAGGGAGCUGAAGGCGACCACGGCCCGCUGCGGUCUGGACGUCCCGCUGUCUACGCUGGGGCCCGCGGUGAUCAUUUUCCACGAGACCGUCCACACCAAGCUUCUAGGAUCAGACAAACCGUCCGAAUCGGCCGAGCGCCUGCUCCAGGAGCGCUUCAGGAAACUGGGGCUUUUCCCCGAAGCUUUCAGCUCCGUCCAGUACCGCGGGACUCGCACCUACAACCCGCCCACGGACUUCAGCGGCUUGCUCCGCAGCCUGGAGCAGCAGCUGGACAACAACAACACCCGGUCGCCGCGCUCCGCCAGCGUCGUCUUCAAGGCUCUGCAGGCCCUGAGCGAGCGUUUCUGCGGGGAGAUUCCAGACGAGCGAAUGACCAGUAACUCCUUUUUUCCAGACGAGUACUUCACCUGCUCCUACAUAUGCCUCAGCUGUGGGUCAGGCUGCAAGAGGAGCAUGAAUCACUUAAAAGAGGGACUCGACCACGAAGCCAAACACCGCUGCCGCUACUCGGCGCAGUACGACAACCGCAUCUACACCUGCAAGGUCUGCUACGAGGGCGGAAAGGAAGUGAUAGUGGUUCCCAAAACGACGGCCUCAUCCGACUCGCCGUGGUUUGGCUUGGCCAUCUACGCCUGGUCAGGAUAUGUGAUCGAGUGCCCGAACUGCGGAGUGAUCUACCGAAGCAGACAGUACUGGUACGGGAACCAGGACCCAGUGGAGACGGUGGUGAGGACGGAGAUCCAGCACAUCUGGCCCGGGUCCGACGGCUUUUUGAAGGACAACAACAAUGCUGCUCAGAGGUUGCUGGACGGAGUCAAAUACAUUUCUCAGUCCGUGUCCGAACUCAGCGUCAAGCCUGCCAAAGCGGUCACUUCCUGGCUGACCGACCAGAUUGCUCCCACCUACUGGAAACCCAAUUCCCUUAUCUUGAAUUGUCAUAAAUGUGGGGAGGAGUUUCAGCCCAACGACACCAAGCACCACUGCCGUGCCUGUGGAGAGGGUUUCUGCGACGCCUGCUCCUCUAAAAGCCGGCCGGUCCCGGAGAGGGGCUGGGGACUGGCGGCCGUCCGGGUCUGCGAUGCCUGUUUUCACAACCGAGGAAUUCCAACAGAGUUACUGGACGCUGCCCUGGAGGAAGAGGGAGGCACCCUGAUAGCGAGGAAGGUCGGGGAGGCAGUACAGAACACGUUGGGUGCUGUGGUCGGUGCCAUUGACAUACCUUUAGGUUUAGUAAAAGACGCGGCUCGCCCUGCCUACUGGGUCCCAGACCAGGACAUCCAGUCCUGCUGCGAGUGCCAAAGGGAGUUCUCUCCCCGCCUGUCCAUCCACCACUGCCGGGCCUGCGGCCAGGGCGUGUGCGACGACUGCUCCCAGGAGCGCCGGCCCGUGCCGUCCCGGGGCUGGGACCACCCGGUGCGGGUUUGCAACGGCUGUUUCCAGAAGUCCGGGGAGCUCUAGCAGGACAGAGAGCUGGAAUAGUUUUAAAAAAAAACGCAAGCCGGCCAAGAGCACGAGAGGAUAGCGCCUCGUCUAGGGAUGCCGUGGCGUCCUGGAGGCCGCAGGGGAACGGACUGUUUGUUGUUUCGUCGCUGGUCAGUGGUCUCGCAUCACUUCCCCUCUACUUGAUCAGCCUGACUUCAAUAUGCCUAAAAUUUUCACUGUGAAUAAUAGUUAAAGAUUGACUUUACUUUAAUUGUUAGAAGAGGUAAAAGGAUGCUUGCUUGCAGCCGAAUUCAGGUUACUUUCACCGUCUCUAGAUCUCCCUUUACCGUCGAUUUAGGCUCCUCAACCCUUUUGACAAUCCCUUCCUGUAUAACAGCCUCAUACGUUUAGCACCUUUUUUUUUCUAGUUUGGAGCCACUUGUAUGGAUGAUUUAGAAAGAAAAGCAUGAACUGUAGUUAUUACUUGCCUGCAAGAUGGUUCUUCCGCCCCCUCCCCCUUCACUUUUAGCAGUUUUGAACUUUAUCGUGUGAACUCUUCCAUCCCUACCGCCUGGCAGGUUAUUCUGUUGCAUCAAAAUUCAUUCCCAACAGUACAGUAACCCAAAAGUUCAUAUGCAAAUAAUUGUCACUUUUACCAGAUUAAAAUAUAUAUAUUUAGAAGUAAUUACAUAAUAACAUAGUAAUAUUCAUAGUUUGUGCACACUCAAGUGGCCCAUUAUGCAACAGCCUUCAUGAGGCUGUCCAUCUCAGUUGUUUAAAUUUUAAAAGGAACAUAUAAAACAUAUAUAAGGACAAGGUUUAACACAAGGACAUUUUUAGAGACUCGUUUUUAUGUUAAAACUAAAAUAUAUCAUAUAGGACAACAGGGACUGUUUUUAUGGGGUGACCGGUUCACAGAAACCACACAGUCUGAGUAAAGACUUACUUGAGGCUGGAUCCUCAAACCGGGAGACACAGGAGCUUUUAGUGGGCAAGUGUUCGCAUGUGUCGCAACUGGAAUAAUGAGUUUAACAACUUUGUGUUGGGGAGUUUUUUUUUGUUUUUCUUUCUUUUUUCCACAGGAUACGUGGGAAUUAUGAGACUUGACUGUAUGGGAGCUGCUUUGGUCUCGAAGUCAUCGGGUAAAUAAGACUUUUUGACCCGAGUCAGACCUCCUCUGUUAUCAGGUGAUCACCAAGUAAAGAUAUCAACCAAACAUCCA